This is a messenger RNA of Antrostomus carolinensis (chuck-will's-widow), 808 nucleotides long. RefSeq names its product fibrocystin-like. The coding region runs from base 201 to 458 and encodes 85 amino acids. The transcript has 5 exons. The record is from RefSeq and is a predicted model, not a curated record. NCBI's taxonomy places the organism in Eukaryota, Metazoa, Chordata, Aves, Caprimulgiformes, Caprimulgidae.
CUACAGGAUUGCUCAUUAAGCCCCAAGAGGGAAGUGUGGCUGGAGGAACGUGGAUUACUAUUACCCUGGAUGGCUCAACAUCCCACCAGCUGGAACAUAUCUCUUCAGCCAGUAGGGCCCAGCUGGAAGUGUUCCUGGUGAAUCAAGAUCUGCCCAGGUUGCCGUGUGAUGUUUCUCCUGUGUAUAUUGGCUUAUCUACUAUGAAGUGCAGAACAAGGUCUUCACCCCAGGAAGGUUUGUACUAUGUGGAGGUGAUCUUUAAAGGACAUGUAAUUAACAACCUGACUGAAGUGGAGAAAGAAAACUAUACUUUCAAGUUCUCUGCUGCGCAGACACCUGUGGUUUACCACAUUAGUCCACCAUCUGGUAUCCCAGGAAAUGUAAUAGAGAUUCAUGGGAAGAUACUUGCUGAAAGAUAUGAAACCCUGGACUUCAACGUGGAUUUUAUUGAUGGGUAAUUAUUAUAUAGGCUGCUCUCUGACUCAGUCCCUGUAAAUUAGUGUUUCUUCCAUCAGCCUCCUUGACAGCAAUAAAUUGCAACCAGUUGGCUCGGAAUUGCCAUUUACUUCGUUUGUGGUUUAUUGAAGCUCAUGACUUGGGCUCCAGCAAACUUUGUUAAUCUAAUUGCAACUGGUCCAUUAAGUUAGUUGGUUUGUUUACUGGCAGCACAGUCAAUCACAGCUCAGUGUGAAUUGUACUGUAAUUGUGUCUGGUUGCUGUAGAUUUUAUUUGGGGUAGCAAAUGAAAAUUUAACUAAUUAAAAUAAUGUCAGAAUCUAAAAGUUAAAUAAAUUUUCCCUUCCAUUUGC